Misgurnus anguillicaudatus (oriental weatherfish) is the source of this 2899-nucleotide messenger RNA. NCBI's taxonomy places the organism in Eukaryota, Metazoa, Chordata, Actinopteri, Cypriniformes, Cobitidae. The record is from RefSeq and is a predicted model, not a curated record.
CUGAUUUAAUUGGUCAACUAAGGUGACGCUCUCCUUUAACUUAUUGGUCGUUUUUCUCAGGUAAUCCGCUGCUAAGGAAGUGAUUUCACUGUGGUAAACAUUAUUGUGUUGCAACCGUCGAUCAACGGGGUGUGAAAUCAGCAUUCACAACAAAAUAAGGACAUUUAUAUUCAGGACAUAUUCGUUACGGUUGGAUCAAUAAAUAUCCAAGGAAGACGGGCGGUUGGGUUACGUGAGAAGUCGUUCGAAAGACGGUUGAGCAGCGCGUGAGGAACAUCAAUCGUAUUAGCUUAGCUUUUUGACUUCGGUGUUAGCUUAUCACGACGAUUCAUAUUUUAUAAUGCUUGAACACCUCACGACGUCAUGAAAAUAUAAUGAAUUCGUCGGUAUAUUCCCCAAAGUGGAUAUUUUGGGGCAAACUAAUGCAUUGAGAGACUCUGGAGCUAACUUGUUUUGGUAGCUGUGUGUCCUUUAAAUAGUUGACAUUUUACCACCCCGAGCCGGGCUACCUUAUUUUACGAUUUUGCUUCUAACAAGUUAGCUUAAACUGUAUUGAAUUAGGAGCGACAGUCUUCUUCAUUAAUUGCUGUCGAUUACGGUUUCUUACAAUGAACAACUGUGAGUACCAACAAAUAGACCCCCGGGCACUGAAAGCAUCUACCACCCGGACCUCCACCCUGUCCUGUGGGAGAAAAGGCUCCCAGCGCCUUCGAAGGAAAUGGGAAGUUUUCCCUGGAAAAAAUCGGUUUUAUUGUGAUGGACGUCUUAUGAUGGGGAGGCAAUGCGGUGUGCUUCCUCUGACCAUCGGCCUUAUUUUUAUCACCAGUGGCUUAUUUUUUACAUUCGAUUGCCCCUAUCUGGUGGAGAACCUUACCAUCUUAAUUCCAGUCAUUGGUGGGGUGUUAUUUGUAUUUGUGGUUAUCGCCCUCCUUCAAACCAGUUUUAUAGAUCCAGGGAUAUUACCAAGGGCUUUGCCAGAUGAGGCUGCAGACCUUGAGAGACAAAUCGAUAAUUCUGGAUCAUCAACAUAUCGUCCACCUCCUCGCACGAAAGAGAUUCUUAUAAAUGACCAGAUGGUCAAACUGAAGUACUGUUUCACUUGCAAGAUGUUUCGUCCGCCCCGGACAUCCCAUUGCAGUCUGUGUGACAACUGUGUGGAGCGAUUUGACCACCACUGUCCUUGGGUGGGAAACUGUGUUGGGAAGCGCAACUAUCGUUUUUUUUACACCUUCAUAGUGUCACUGUCCUUUCUGACAUCCUUCAUCUUUGGCUGCGUGAUCACUCACCUCACACUGCGAUCAAAUCGUGAGAACGGUAUCAUCCAGGCAAUACAAAAGAGUCCAGCCAGUGUUGCUGAACUAGUCAUUUGCUUCUUCUCCAUCUGGUCCAUUCUGGGUCUGUCAGGUUUCCAUACUUAUCUGGUGGCAUCCAAUCUGACGACCAACGAAGAUAUCAAAGGCUCUUGGUCCAGUAAAAGAGGGGAAGAAUCGGGAAAUCCUUACAGCUAUAACAACAUCUUCACUAAUUGCUGUGUAGUGCUUUGUGGCCCUUUGCCACCUAGCCUGAUUGACAGAAGAGGCUUUGUGCCUUCUGACGACACACCUCAGACAGUCACCUCUGAUACUGAACUGCCUCCUUUCAAGGCCAAAAAUGACACAAACAUGUGUUCAACAGAAGGCAGUCAGUCGUGCGGGAUUGGAAUGACAUUAGGGCGAGAUUGCUUAAAUCAAUAAGACGGAAAGGUCCCAAAUCCAUAUAGUGCCCAUGAGUACAGAACGAAUACUUUAACUAGUCCUGCAAACAUUAGAAGUUAACUUAGUUUAACCUCUCGUAGUAAUUUGAAGCCAAUAAUUCUGUCUAUUUUUAAAAUAGUGGCAUAAUUAUCAACCAAUGUGUGUGUACAUAACCACCGAAGACCCACGCAGGUGAAACCGUUUGAGUAUUUUUGACUUUUCAUUGGUUGGUUAAAGAUUGUUACUAAAGUGUUGUUGAGAGAAUAACUGUUGUAACCGAAACCUUUUGCCUUGAGAUUAACGGAUAACUAGUGAAGUUAUUUACAUCAGAAUGAUGAAAGCCAUUUAAUACACGACUCACGAGUCAUUUGACAGCAAUGUCUUGCACAUUUUAUUCGAGUUUAUCACUGCCAGAUGUGUUGGUGGGAUAUUUCAAGUAUACAUACUUCUUAAAAUGUUGUAUUUAUCUUUUUCAUAUCAAGGGUGUAUGUCAAAGUCCAUGAAGUAAUAAAUGUCUUUUUCACUUAUCUUAUUGUGGUCAAAACAAUGUUGUUUUUGGUAUAUCUAUUAGUAAUAAUAAUUAAAUGAAUCAAUAAUAAUGACUAAUUUAAUUAUAACACAAUUGUAUGUCAUGUACUAUUAUUUUUUUUUUAUAUAGACCUGCGCUUAUUUAUUCUAAACAGUAGAUGGCACAGUUUUCCACCUCUUUUGUACGCAUUACAUCAGGACAUUGAUUUUGGAGCUAUAGCCUGAUCAAAAUUUCUCAUUUAUAAUACUUGAGCUAUUUUGGACAUGUCAGAACUGGUUCCCUGUGCGUGCACAUUGCAAACUUUACUCGAAUUUAUCAUUUUUGCUGUACCACCGGGCCCUCAGGCUAACACUUUUUUUUCUGGUUUUAUGUAACUGAAUUGCAAAUGAAAAUUAAGGAAAUGCACAAGUGAGGUUUUUACAUCCUCUUUUUCUUACUGUAAACAAUUCUAGCCUGACAAAUUUCUUUUCAGAGCAAAUUAUGAAAAAAUGUUGGAAUGAUAGGGGAGAGUGAUAUGAACAAUAGUUUGAAUCUCUGCUUUUUGCAAUGCAUUAUGAGUAGCUUGCUAUUCACAUUUAAAGGAAUGUGGGUGGGUGCUGCGCACCUACUGAAAGAUUAAAAUGAUCAUGUAAUGUGA